Fraxinus pennsylvanica is the source of this 1338-nucleotide messenger RNA. NCBI's taxonomy places the organism in Eukaryota, Viridiplantae, Streptophyta, Magnoliopsida, Lamiales, Oleaceae. The record is from the annotation of a GenBank genome assembly.
AUGUCCAAUUUGAUUCAGUUUCUUGCAUGCGCGGCUUGUAGUUCACGCAAAAGAUUAUCUGGGCUGAUAAUUUUGAUUAGGGUGGCGAAUCCACGGGAUAGCAGCGAGUAUGUUAGAUUUCCAGCAGACACUUCAACCUCCUCCGCCACCUCCGCCGCCGUUUUGAAUAAUAAUGCGUACUACCAAAUACAACAGCAAGAACAACCGGAUUAUCUAUUAUCAGCAGUGGCAGGAGGGGCGAUGUUUUCGGGCUAUAGUAAAUCGGUAGACACGUCGGCUAUGGUGACUGCUCUAACGCAUGUGGUAUCUGGGCAGAGGUACGGCGGAGAAAGGAGGUUUAUGCCUGAGCAACUGAGUGGUGGCGCUGUUGCUCCGCCUUUUGUGGCUGCUGGUGGUGGCUCUGGGAAUAUUCAAUCAGCCAAUUCGCCAACGUCUGCUUAUUCUUCUUCUAGCUCUGGCUCUUGGCCUGGCCAGAAGAGAAGACGUGAUCAAGAAGACAGUGUUAAGCAGUCACCGGAGCAAGUCCCGGCGGUUUAUCGGCGGUUCGGAGAGUCAUCUUCCUCUGUCAAAGCUGGGCUUGAGGCAGGGACGAGUUUUGCAAUGCCUUCCACCGUUCCCGCCGCGGCUGCGAAGUUUCCCACCACCACUGCCACCGUAGCACAACCACAAGCAGAAAUAACGAGCACUGCAAAUGAAGAAACAGGAGAGAGAACAAGAAAAUACAGAGGAGUUAGACAGAGGCCAUGGGGCAAAUGGGCAGCAGAAAUAAGGGAUCCGCAUAAAGCCACCAGAGUAUGGCUGGGCACAUUCGAAACGGCGGAGGCCGCCGCCAGAGCAUACGACGAAGCAGCCCUUCGGUUCAGAGGAAACAGAGCCAAACUAAAUUUCCCUGAAAAUGUCAGAAUCCCCGACCCACCGCAGUACCAUAUUUCCCAAGCCACUCAGUUGGCCAUUUCUUCUCCACCACCACCAACCGUCGCCACAUCUCCGAGGCUUACCACCCCAUUCUUCCAAACUCCGCCGUCCCAUAUCUCUAACACUAUCAGAGACUACUGGGAAUACUCACAGUUGCUUCAAAACAGCCAUAAUUUCCUCGGCCAACAUUCUGCAACGUUGUUACAACAAAUGUUUUAUGCUUCAUCUUUAUAUUCACAAUCAAUGUCCUCUUCUCCUUCUUCCCAAUCUUCCUCUUCAAAUCCACUGGUAUUUUCCAGUGGACAAACAAUUCAUUUUGGGCAGCAAGGAAAUCAAAUUCAAACGCAAGGAAGCAGUUCCAGUUUUUCAAUACCACCAUCGAAUACCAGUUCCAGUUACUAUCCUCCCUCCUCUUCUUCUUGA